UUGAUAUUGCUGGUAAGGAUUACAGCUAGAAGCAAUGUCAUCGCCGGCCUCAAAGGAGAUCAGGAGUAUGAAAGAUUUCUUAAAUGAAACAGAAAUUAACCUGCUAGAAUGCAAGGUUUGCUUUGAAAAGUUCAGCCAGCAGCAGAGGCAUAGGCCCAGAAAUCUCCCUUGUGGACAUGUUAUAUGCCAGGAAUGCGUUUCUUCUCUCUGUCCUCCUGGGAAUCCGAGAUUAGAGUGUCCGUUCUGCCGUAAGCCUUGUAGAACAUUGGAGACUAGUGUCUGCUUACCUAUUCUUCAUGUGAUGGAGCUUAUUGGUCGUGUGGUUCCUGAUAAUGUGGAACAUGGAUCAUCAGCAAAUUCAAGUCAUCAAGUAACAAAGCUAAAGUCAGCAAGCUUUAACCUUACCAAGUCAUUUGGGGGUUGGGGCAUACUUUUCAAUCCAACGGGCAUAGCACUUUGCAAGAAAACGGGCUAUCUAGUAGUGUCGCAUGAUGGGACCAAAAGAAUUAGCAUAUUUACCAUGAAUGGAACAUGCAUUCAAAAAAUAGGGACAAAGUCGGAUCCAGCUAAUGGAAUAGUUUACCCAAGUGAUGUGGCUGUAACAUUGGAUGGAUACAUUGUCGUAGCCGAUACAGGAGAUCACUCCGUUAAAGUAUUCAGUCAAUCUGGACAACGUCUGUUGGUUCUUAAGCAUCCUUUUUGUUUGCCAUGGGGUUUGGGUAUUAACCCAGAAAAUGAGGUAAUAGUUUCAGACCCAGAUGCAGGAAAUCUUAUUCUUGUAUCUGCUGAUUUUAAACAAGGUAAAGUCAAGAAGGUGUUAAAUGUUUGUUCACAUUUAGAUCAUCCAAGAGAAGUUGCGGUUUGUCCCACAAGUGGAACUGUUGUCGUGGUUGAACAUGUAACAAAAAUCAGCAAAAAUCCCAGCAGAACCCAGAUAAAAAUAUUUAAUAAUGGUAUGAAGCUCAUAAGACAAAUUGACAGUUUUGGUUUAAGCUUAUAUCUUCCUUUACCAGUGCACACAACUGGGGUGGCUUUUGAUCAACAGGGUAACAUCUUGAUAGCCGAUAUCAAUAACAGAUGUAUCAUUUGUGUGGACAAAAUGGAAGAACGGAAUUUCCUAAAGCACGUGGUCGCUAGUUGCCUCUCUUACCCUGUGGCAUUAUCCCUAUUACCCGACAAUUCCAUUGCAGUAUUAGACAGUGGUAAUAAUUCUGUAAUUGUUUAUAGUCCGUAGAAUGGUGUUGUGGUUUAGUGCAUAUAUAUCAUAUUCUGACUCUGUUAAAUUAAAGGGACACUAUAGUCACCAGAACAACUACAGCUUAAUGUAGUUGUUCUGGUGAGUAUAAUCAUUAUAUGCAGGCAUUUUCAUGCAAAUACUGCUUUUUUUUUUUUCUGAUGGCCACUGGAGGUGCAUCCUGGCUUAGUGCUGCACAGUAGGCAGCACUGCCGUUCAGCAUCUCCAUGUUUUGCAUGGGAAAGCAUUGGAUUGGCUAAAAAUCUGCAAUUCUGAUUAUGUCACCAAAGGGGGCGUGGCCAGUGCCGGCAGACCCGCACGGUGCUGGAAAUAAGGUGAAUUUUUCAUGCUUUCAAGGGGGUGCAAGGGGGCAGGGGACAAGCCACCUUAACGGUGGGUUUUGCACU
This is a messenger RNA of Pelobates fuscus (common spadefoot toad), 1641 nucleotides long. RefSeq names its product NHL repeat containing E3 ubiquitin protein ligase 1 (gene NHLRC1). Gene Ontology annotation, molecular function: translation repressor activity; protein binding; ubiquitin protein ligase activity. The record is from RefSeq and is a predicted model, not a curated record. Gene Ontology annotation, biological process: negative regulation of translation; protein polyubiquitination; proteasome-mediated ubiquitin-dependent protein catabolic process. Bases 35 to 1234 code for a protein of 399 amino acids. The transcript has a single exon. NCBI's taxonomy places the organism in Eukaryota, Metazoa, Chordata, Amphibia, Anura, Pelobatidae.